GAGCCUUCACCAGGCAGGGAUCCAGAUUUCAUUCAGCACUAGAACCUCGAGCUGUAUCCCAGUAUGGCCAGUGCUGAGCUACAGGGCAAGUACCAGAAACUGGCACAGGAAUAUUCCAAGUUACGAGCUCAGAACCAAGUGUUAAAAAAGGCAGUUGUUGAUGAGCAAGCAAAUUCAUCUGGUUUGAAGGAGCAGCUGAAGAUGAAGGACCAAUCUCUGAGAAAGCAGCAGCAGGAGAUGGACAGUCUAACAUUCAGAAACCAGCAGCUUGCUAAGAGGGUGGAACUCCUGCAGGAAGAGCUAUCACUGAUGGAAUCCAAGGGCAAGAAGACCAAGAAGAAUGUGGACUCAUCUCAGCUGAGUCAAGAGCAAAAGAAUGUGUUUGAUGAAGACCUUCAGAAAAAGAUAGAAGAGAAUGAGAGAUUGCACAUUCAGUUUUUCGAGGCUAGUGAAAAACACAAACAAAUCGAAUCAGAAAUGAAAAGCAGACUGCAAACACUGGAGAGUGAAAACACUCAGCACCAAGCAGUGGUGGAUGGUCUGACCCAGAGAUACAUGGAAACAAUUGAAAAACUACAGAGUGAUAAAGCAAAGUUGGAGGUAAAAUCUCAGACACUGGAAAGAGAAGCAAAGGAUUGCAGACAACGAACGGAAGAUUGCCAAAACCAGCUGCAGACCCUUCAUGUAGAUUUGUCCAGCAGAUUGGAGGAGUCGCUUUGCAUCAUCAACGAAAAAGUACCCUUUAAUGAUACCAGGACUAGCGAGUUGAAUGCUCUGAAUGUACCUUUACAUAACAGAAGACGUCAGCUCAAGGCCCGUGAUUUAGCAGGGCAGGCUUUAUCUUUCACCCAGGAUCUGGUCACUGCUCUCCUGAAUUUCCACACAUACACGGAACAGAGAGUCCAAAUUUUCCCCAUCGACUCUGCCAUCGAUGUCAUUACACCGUUAAAUCAAAAGUUCUCACAGUAUCUUCAUGAAAAUGCCUCUUACGUGCGUCCUCUCGAGGAAGGGAUGCUGCAGUUGUUUGAGAGCAUUACGGAAGACACGGUUACAGUGCUGGAGACUAGCGUGAAACUGAAAAUAUUUUCGGAACACUUUGCAUCUUAUGUCCGAUUUCUGCAGAAGAUUCUUCCCUACCAGUUGAAAAGCUUGGAGGAGGAAUCCGAGUUCUCACUUUGCACAUCUCCUCUGCGGGCACGGAAUCUAGAAAUCCACAGGGACGUGAAAAGAAUGACUGCAGUCUUUGACAAGCUGAAAACGUACAUCACUCUCCUCGCCUUACCCAGCACCAAACCAGAGGGUUUAUCAAGAGCCAACUAUAGCUCUAUAUUGACAAAGAUUUCUGCUGAUCUUCGGAAACUUCAUGAAAUUAUGAAAGAGCUCUCCAAACACUACAGUCAUAAAGCUGCUUUGGAACAGGAGUUGCCGGCAGCCACUGAUAAACUUAAAACAACAAAUGAUUGCGUCUUGUCCUCUUUGGUAGCGUUGGCAAAUGGAACUAACAAGAUUGCAACAUUCUUCAGUAACAACCUCAACUACUUCAUUUCCACGCUAAGUUACAGACCGAAAGAGGGACUUGGUUUUACAAAUCCUCUGUCUGCUGAAAUGAUGCUCCAAUAUAAGCAGAAAGCAGCCCACUACAUAAAAGCUUUAAAAAAGCCAUGCCCAGACUCUGUGCCUUAUCAGGAGGGUCUCCGCAAUCGCAGAGUUCUCCUGAGUUCCACUGAAAGCAGAGAAGGUCUUAUGCAGCAGGUGCAGCAGAGUUUGGAGAAGAUUGGGAAACUGGAGCAGGAAAAAGAGCACUGGAUGCUAGAGGCACAGCUAUCGAAGAUAAAAUUUGAGAACGAGGCACAUAGAAUGGCCGAAAUCUUGAAAAACACUGACAAAGGUCAAUUGGUUGAGUUCUCACAAGACAAUGCAUUGAUAUUAAAGGCAGCAGAGCACGAAAAAGGCAACUCCAUCAAUUCAAAAAGUACCAGCUUGAUCGGCAUGCUUACAAGUACAGAAAACCUACAGGCAGCACAUCUUGAAUCAAGAGAAAGCUUGAUAAAAAACCAUUACAUGACGCGGAUAGCGGAUCUCACAACGCAACUACAGCUCGCAGACAGUAAGGCUGUACAAUUCCAUGCAGAGUGUCGUGCUCUUGCUAAAAGAUUAACGUUGUCGGAUCAAUCGAAUCAAAGUCUCACCGAAGAUGCAAAAUCUGCAAAUCAGAACAUCAGCAGAUUACAGGACGAGCUGAUCACCACCAAGCGGAGUUAUGAAGAUCAGUUGAGCAUGAUGAGCGACCAUCUUUGCAUUAUGAAUGAAACGUUAUCCAAACAAAGAGAAGAGAUAGACACUCUAAAGAUGACUGGCAAGGGAAAUUCUAAGAAGACCAAAAAUCGAUAGUUCAACAAAGCCAAAGUGGACGAAGUUGCUGCUACUUAACAGCAUUCAAUGACCUCUGUCUGACUCCGUGAGGACGUCCGGUUUGUGUUUAUCCCUGUGAUGUAUGUGAACCAACUUUCUCUUGCUGUGAAUGGGACUCACUAAGCUGUAGGUGUAUUGUUACCCUUAGCAGAAGCAUUCUUUACCCACUUGUGACAUUAUUGGAAAGUGAUGGAAUAUACCGUUGAAAAAUAAUAUACACUCCAAAAUUUACCGUUGAAUUCCGAAUGGAAUAUGGUUUUAUUUUGCUAUAUAUUUUUUUUUUUAUGAUUUUUAAUUUUGUUACACAACAGCUUUAUCCUUUUUGUACUCUGGGCUUCAUUUAUAAUAAUCCAUUUACUAUGUCCAUUUUUGUUAUGUUUUUGUAUUUUAUUUGUUUGUUUUUGUUUGUUUACUCGAAAGACUUCAAUUAAUUUGCAGUACCAUCUGCAAAAGGGAAUUUAUUCUUCCAUUCGAUUUAAGGUCUGUUUACUCUGUAUUUAAAGAUUGCCUCCACUAAACCUUAAUGUCUGUAAAAUGAAAGAAAAACUAAAAUGAAUAUGUUUAACAAUAAAUUCUUAUAAAAUUG
This is a messenger RNA of Pelobates fuscus (common spadefoot toad), 2998 nucleotides long. It is a transcript of the gene PPP1R21, whose product is annotated as protein phosphatase 1 regulatory subunit 21. Lineage: Eukaryota; Metazoa; Chordata; Amphibia; Anura; Pelobatidae. Gene Ontology annotation, cellular component: early endosome; membrane. The record is from RefSeq and is a predicted model, not a curated record. Bases 64 to 2391 code for a protein of 775 amino acids. The transcript is spliced from 22 exons.